AUGCACAGGGCACUUCUCGCACAGUUUCGGUCUUGUUUAAUCCACGUCCUGUACAAAAUCCCUGUUUUUUUUUAUUUAUAUCUUCUCUCUCUCUCUCUCUCUCUCUCUCUCGUUUUUCUAUGUUGUUAUUCUAUCUAUCUAUCUAUCUAUCUAUUCCUAAACAUGUCAUUUUUCCCUAUCCCCAGCGGUGCUGGAACAAUCUUCAUUUCGAUUUUUCUACAUUUUGAAUCCUCAAGUUUUCCUGUCCAACGGAGCUUCCUCGUGUGGCACCACAUCUUCUCGUCAAUUCAUUUCCAAGUGCAAAGGAUUCUCCCGAUUCAACAGGGGCUUUCUUUUGGAAUCAACUUUUAUUUGCUGUUUUUAUUUUUUUAUCUUUUUUAUCUCUGCACGAUUUUACACUGUCGCUUCUUUUCGACUUUGCACGCAUUUCUCUGUUUAUAUUCACUCUUGCUCAAUUUUCGAGUGAUUUAUCUCCCCUUUUAUCGUUUAUCGAAAUUCUUUUUUUUAUCCCUUUUUACUUGCUCACAUUAUAUUGUUUUUUUCUUCUUCUUUUUUAUAAAUUUUUCUAAUUCAUUUUUAGACGCAGUUUCAUUCUUCUAUUUUUUUCUAAACCAUUAUGGUGCCAUGUUUUUUAUUGCUUUAUUUAUUCUUUCCUUUCCUGAUUUUUUCUUCUCAUUGUAUUUUGUUUUCUUCUUUUUUUUAACAUCUGUAUUCGUUGUUCUUCUCUGA
This is a messenger RNA of Acanthosepion pharaonis, 729 nucleotides long. Lineage: Eukaryota; Metazoa; Mollusca; Cephalopoda; Sepiida; Sepiidae. The record is from the annotation of a GenBank genome assembly.